Messenger RNA from Geodia barretti, 823 nucleotides. Lineage: Eukaryota; Metazoa; Porifera; Demospongiae; Tetractinellida; Geodiidae. The record is from the annotation of a GenBank genome assembly.
GGGCUGCAGCAGUCCCCGGUACUCGGUGACGGGAGUAGAGUAGCACCGUGGAGGGCGGGCUGGUGAGUACGGGGGAAGAGGAGGGCGGGGAGUAGAAUGGGACCCCGACCUCGAUAAGUCGCAGGCGUCGCUGCUUCUUCCUCCGUCGCAGCCGCGCCCACACCGCUCUGUGACGCCUCUGAAACUCACGAAUCUCAGACCAGGUGUCCAUUUCUAGUCUGCCUUCGCGACGACAAAACGUGUGCAGACGUUUGGUGUGCUCUUAUUAGGGUUAUUGAAGGUCGAAGGUCGAAUACACCAAAAAGCAGAAGUUGUAACGCCAUGUCUAUUCUGAACAUCGAGGACAAGGAUCCGUUCGCGGACGGGAAGUUGAGCAGUGCCGUGGGUGGCGGGGGAGACGAGUUGAUCCACAUCCGAAUCCAGCAGCGAAACGGACGUAAGACUCUCACCACGGUCCAGGGUAUCCACGAGAAGUUUGACAAGAAAAAGAUCGUCAAGUACUGUAAGAAGGAGUUUGCCUGCAAUGGGACGGUGGUCCAGCACCCAGAGUACGGAGAGGUCAUCCAGCUCACCGGAGACCAGAGGAACCACAUCUACGAGUUUCUCCUCCAGGUCGGCUUCUGCACCAAGGACCAGCUGAAGCUGCACGGAUUCUGAAGAUUUGACGGCUUUUCACACCAUGAUUCCAUUGUGUGUUUGUGUACGUGUCUGUUAAUAUCACUGUCUGCUUGCCAAUGAUGAGAUGAACCUGUUCAUUGACUCAGUAUCAAUGGGUCAGGGUUGACUAUUGUAAGAGGAUAUAAUUAUUACCGACGGUGAGUUA